AUGAAAGUUACCUCAAGUUAUCAACUCAUCUGUUCAUUUAUCAUCAUCAUCAUCAUUUUCAUCACCAGUUUUAUGGUGACAGUGAUAAAUGGUAUUCCCAUAUUGUAUAAAGGAAAUGAGCCUGGUUUAACUAUUUUAUCGGAGAGAAAUUUUUCCCAAUUUAUAUUCCAUCAGAAUAAUACUUUUAUAGUUGAAUUUUAUAAUUCCUGGUGUGGUCAUUGUGUCCGUUUUGCUCCUACAUGGAAAACCUUUGCCAAGGAUAUAAGACAUUGGUCAAAAGUGGUUCGUGUUGCUGCAAUUGAUUGUGCCGAGGAAUCAAAUGUAAAACUGUGCAGUGAUUAUAAUAUUAAUCUAUUUCCCUCUGUUCGUUAUUUCUGGCAUAAUUAUGAUUAUCUUAAAAAUGGUCAACCCUUGUCCACUCAAAUUGGAAGUAUUGAUUCAAUGAGACAUGAUUAUCUUGAUUGGGUACACCGAUCAUGGUCUCAAGGAACACCUUCAAAUUGGCCUAAUCUUAACUACCUGGAUCCUAAUUCCGAAGAGAUGAACAAUCUAACAGAAAUUUCAUCCUCAAGAGAUAUUCUAAUCCUGGUUGAAGGAGAAAAAUCUUAUUUAGGAAGAGAGGUUAUUCUGGAUCUGUCGCCAUUUUUAGACACCAUUGUAGUGAGAAGAAUCAAAACUGGACACAAAUGGCUUGAGCAAUUAAAAGAAUCACCUCUUCUUCUACCUGUUAUUAUAAAGAUCUCUAAAGGAGGAAAACCUGUGAUAUUUAAAAGGCCCAAUGAACUUGGUCCUGAUCAUCGUAAAGUUACAGUUGAUGUCAUAAUGAACGAAUACAAUUUAACUUAUUUGGAACCAUUAAUAUCAUCAGCACCUUCAUCUUCAUUUAAGGCUCUUCAAGAAAAUACAAAAAAUGAACAACAAUCAAACUUGGAUUCAACUGAUUCUCUUCAUCUAACUGACUUAUAUUUAUCCAUUCAUGAGACUUUAUAUAAACAGAUUCCUUUGCACCGAGAAUUGGAUUCAUCGAGAUUAGAAAUUUUGAAAAAUUUUAUCAACAUUUUGAAUGAUUAUUUUCCAUUUGAUUCUGAAUCGGCUAAAAGUUUCAUCUCAUCCCUAUCAAAAUGGUUGUCCACUCAAGUCCAUGGUUUAAAUAGGGAAGCUUUUCUAACGGUUCUUGAUAAAUUAAAUCAUCAAACUCCUUUUCCAAAGCCAGAUAAUUGGAUAACUUGUUCCGGAAGUGAGCCAGUUUUCCGUGGUUAUCCAUGUUCAUUGUGGCUUCUUUUUCACACUCUAACCGUCAAUGAAUACAUGAAAACCUCAGGUGAACCAGAGGGUCAUAAAGUUUUAUAUACGAUGCGUGAUUAUAUUAAAAAUUUUUUCUCUUGUGCUGAUUGUGCCAAACACUUUGGAGAAAUAUCUUCAAAUCUGGAAUCAACAUUAAUCUAUCCAAAUAGCUCAAUUGUUUGGCUUUGGAGAGCUCACAAUAUUGUUAAUAGACGUUUAUCUAAAGAUUUAACUGAAGAUCCGGUUCAUCCCAAAGUCCAAUAUCCAUCACCUGUUACUUGUCCAACCUGUUGGACAUUAGAUGGUCAACGUUUUAAUGAAACUGGUACUUUUAUUUUUCUGUUAACACGUUAUCGUGGUGAUAAUUUGAUUAAACAUUCAUCAUCUUUGGUUCCAACAAAUUUACAUCCAAAUAAUGAUAAUGACAAUGGCAAUGUCCAGGAUUCCAAUGAAAAUGUAUUUGAUUCAUAUGAUCAUGAUUUCCAACACACGGGUAACAUGUGGACUUGGCCGAAUGUUAUUCUAAACAAAAUGGACAUUAGUUUAUGUUUACUUUUGUACAUUGUAACUUCUUGCAUGUUGUUGACAUUUUGUUUUAUAUUGUCAAUGAGGAAAAAGCGCCGGAAAGAGCAUAAAUUCAGAUAUCCGAUGGCUCCUUAAAAGUGAAAAGAUGAUUUUUCUUCUAAUGUGACUGAGAGAGGAAAAAUAUUCUUGUUGGUACAAAAAAAGGAACAGAAAAAAAACAAAUAUAAUCAAAUAAACAAGAGACUUAUCCCUUUGUAUAAAAUAUUUUGUCCAUGAGCAAUUUUUUUCCUAUUGUGAUGCAUGUAUUAUAUUUAUUCAAUUGAGAAAUUACACUGAUUUCUUUUUAAA
Molecule: messenger RNA, 2157 nt
Organism: Panonychus citri (citrus red mite)
Lineage: Eukaryota; Metazoa; Arthropoda; Arachnida; Trombidiformes; Tetranychidae
Product: sulfhydryl oxidase 2-like
Biological process (GO): protein folding
Cellular component (GO): Golgi membrane
Molecular function (GO): flavin-dependent sulfhydryl oxidase activity; protein disulfide isomerase activity
Source: RefSeq, a predicted model, not a curated record